CUGACUGACUGAAGGAAGAUUCGCAAGAAGAAGCGAAAGCCUCCUCGCUCGCGCGCACCUCCCCCUCCUCCCUCCCUCCCACCUCGCGCGCGCGCGCUCCUUCCUUACCUCCCUUGCGCGAGAAAGAGAGCGAGAGAGAGAGAGAGAGAGAGAGAGAGAGAGAGAGAGAGAGAGAAACAAUAACAAAACAAGCUUCAAGCUUCUGCCGGGCUCGAGACGCAUCGCUACAAUCAUUUAAGUCGCUUAAUUCUGCACUAUUAAAAAAAAUGAAAAAAUGGCAAAAUAGUGCGAGCGCGAUAGAUGGAUAGAUAGACAGAUAGAUAGAGCAUGAUAUCCGGCAGUUAACCCCUGUAGCUUUGGUAGUGGUGUUCUUUAUUCUUCUUCUUCCAUCGGCAUCACUCUACUCCACACACCUUCUUCUUCAUCAUCAUCAUCCUCCUCAUCCCGAGGAAGAGGAGCGAGCGUACGGACUGGGCAGCGCUCAUGGAGUUCCCCAACGAUUCCCUGAGCUUCGUCGACCAGCGGCGCUUCUACAACGACUCGCUCUUCGCCGACAACCAGAGCGACCCGAGCGACGCCGACGACCUGUUCCCCCGCAGCGUCCGGAUCACCAUCGCGGUGGUCUACAUGUUCGUGUGCGUGGUGGGACUGGUGGGCAACUGCCUGGUCAUGUAUGUCAUCAUCAGGUACACCAAAAUGAAGACCGCCACCAACAUCUACAUCUUUAACCUGGCUCUGGCCGAUGCUUUGGUGCUGGCCACUCUUCCCUUUCAGGGCACGGACGUGUUCCUGGGAUUCUGGCCUUUCGGGAACGCGCUGUGCAAGGCUGUCGUCUCCAUCGACUACUACAACAUGUUCACCAGCGUCUUCACUCUGACCGUCAUGAGCAUGGACCGCUACGUCGCUGUCUGCCACCCGGUCAAAGCGCUGGAUAUGAGGACGCCCCACAAGGCCAAGGUGGUCAACAUAUGCGUGUGGGUGCUGGCCUCGGCUAUAGGCGUUCCGGCUAUGGUGCUUGGAGAUGUUGAGGAUGACCAUGGCAUCGAGUGUAUCCUGGUCCUGCCAGCCCCCCGUAGCUACUGGGACCCCGUCUUUGGCACGUGCGUGUUCCUGCUGUCCUUCCUGAUCCCAGUGGCCAUCAUCAGCAUGUGCUACAGCCUGAUGGUGAAGCGCCUGCGCAGCGUACGCAUCCUCUCCGGCUCCAAAGAGAAGGACCGCAACCUGCGGCGCAUCACCCGCAUGGUCCUGGUGGUGGUGGCGGUCUUCGUGGUGUGCUGGACCCCCAUCCAGAUCAUGGCUCUGGCCCAGUCGCUGGGCUUCAACCUGGGCAGCGUGCACACGGUGGUGCUCAUGCACUUCUGCAUCGCCCUGGGCUACGUCAACAGCAGCCUGAACCCGGUGCUGUACGCCUUCCUGGACGAGAACUUCAAGCGCUGCUUCCGGGAGUUCUGCCAGCCCUCGCCCUUCCGCCUGGACGCGCAGCAGUCCGGCCGCAUGCGCAGCAUCGCCCGCGACGUGGCCUACAACUGCAAGACCACUGACGGCAACAGUAACCCCGCAUGACUAGGCGUGGAGCUGCCCCUGGUCAGCCCCGAGCCGCAGCCUAACCCAGGGACCGGCAGCUCAAACUCCGAGCUCACUCAGAUCACCACGCUCUAGCACCACGGCCGCCUCCGCCGAGCGGGCGGAGGGACGGGAGGGGCUAGGAGAGAGGGCGGGGUCAACGAUGAUGCCACGCCCUCUUAGGGACAAAGGGGCUCACUUUUUAGUGUCUUAUCUGGAUUUGGAUGUCGACGUUCGUGUCCUUUUACUGUUCGUUUAAUGGCUUUUAUGGAAACACUGUUCGUUCUUUGGUUCUAGCGUUGCGUAAUUGCCGCUGUCCUAUCAAUGAAACCUUGUAGCUCUUAGAUUUAAUUUUUCAAUGUAUAUUUAUGUUUUUUUUUUUUUUUUUUAAGAAAAUGCCAGCUCUCUCUAGGUCUCUAUGUUGAGAGAGAAAAAAAAAAUAAAUAAAAUAAAUAAAAAUCACAGUGAAUGGACCAAUGGAAAUGGAACAAUUGGUGUCCUUGUUCUAAAGUUGCUUUGGAACACAAUCUCGUUACAUUAACGUACAUUAGUUCGAUUUUUUAUUUUUUUUGUUUUUUGUAAAAUCCUAAUUUUAACAUUAGCAGCUAUUAGUGAGCUACUUACUAUAAUUUGCAGCAAGCUAGCUAAUUUACUAACUUAAGCUAGCUUAAACGAGCUAGCUAACGUUACCAGGGAGUGAACUAAGGUCAGCGGAGAGGUAGCUAACGUAAGCGGCGUGUUAGCUAACAUACUAUAGUUAGCAGCAAACUAGCUAACAUACUAACUUUAGCUUGCUUAAACGAGCUAACGUUACCAGGGAGAGAACGAAGGUUAGCGGCGAGCUAGCUUACAUUAGCAGUGAGUUAGCUUAAAUACUUACAUUUGCAGCAAGCUAGCUAGCAUACUAACUUUAGCUCGCUUAAACGAGCUAGCUAACGUUACCAGGGAGAGAACUAAGGUUAGCGUCGAGCUAGCUAACAUUAGCAGCGUGUUAGCUUACAUACUAACAAUUGCAGCAAGCUAACUAACAUACUAAUUUUCGCUCACUUAAAUGAGCUAGCUAACAUUACCAGGGAUUAAACUAUGGUUAGCGGCGAGCUAGCUCACAUUAGCAGUGAGUUAGAUAACAUACUUACAUUUGCAGCAAGCUAGCUAACAUAGUAACUUUAGCUCGCUUAAAUGAGCUAGCUAACGUUACCAGGGAGAGAACUAACAUAAGCGACGAGUUAUCUAACAUACUAAUGUUAGCAGCAAGCUAGCUAACAUACUAACUUUAGCUUGCUUAAACGAGCUAGCGAAUGUUUCCAGGAAUAGAACUAUAGUUAGCGGCGAGCUAGCUAACACACUUAGCUUCAAAUGUAAGUAUGUUAGCUAACUCGUCGCUUAUGUUAGCUAGCUUGCUGCACACCAUAGUUCUAUCCCUGGUAAUGUUAGUUAGCUAGUUUAAACGAGCUAACGUUACCAGGGAUAGAACUAUGGUGUGCAGCAAGCUAGCUAACAUAAGCAGUGAGUUAGCUAACAUACUUAUAUUUGAAGCAAGCUAGCUAACAUACUAAUUUUAUUGUUAUUUGGUUCUAGCAUUGCGUAAAUGGCACAAUCCUUUGAAAACCUUGUAGCUUGCAUCUUUACUAGUCUUUUUUUUUAUGUAUAUUUAUGUUUUUUUUUUAAGAAAGUUGCUCUGGAACACAAUCUCGUUACAUUAACGUACAUUAGAUCGAUCUUUUAUUUUUUUGUUUGUUUUCUGUAAAGUUCUUUUUUUGCAUAAAUUUUGCAUAGAGAUGCGAGGUUUUGUUGCAACAAUGACGAUAAAAAAGCUUUUGUAACGUCAGUGGGUUCUUUUUUCGACCUCAUAGAUGGGACUACACUGCCUUAAACAUUUAAAAGUUACGCCCACGGACUAAGGAGGAAGUCCAUAGUCCUGAAGGAAGUUUGACUCUCAUUCGUUUUGUAUGACUACCUUCUAUUGAAUUCUAUUGAUCCAAUAUAUGUGUGUAUAAAUAUACAUAUACAUAGCGCAUACAUACUGUAUAUGUACAUAUAAACAACAAAAAAAAGAAACAGAGACUUAGCUGUUAAAAUGCCAAUUGUUAUUUCAUUAUUUAAAAAAAGGCUAUUUUUGUUGGUUGUUCUGUAUAAAAAAAAGCUAAAAUAUUUUAUAUUACAUUGUUUUAUAGCGGUUUUAAGCUCCGAACAAGAUUUGCAAAGAUGACGACGUGUGUUCUAAGUGUUCUAUUUAAAGUACAAAAUGCAUUCUACGAAGUUAACGAAGCACGAGUUACAGAAUUGUUCCAGUCAUUAGUCGACAUUACCUGCAAUAUUCUUGAAUGUUUUCGAUGUAUGCAGUAUCUCGCUUCACGACCAUGUAUUGAUGUGUUCUUUGGUGGGCCUGAAAUGAGGACUACACUACUUUCAUAUCAGCUCACAUCACAGACCUCUGAAUGUCAAAUGACUUUUUUAAAGAAGCCAAAUAAUAAAUAAAUAAUAUAAAAAAAAGACAAAAAUACUUGGAGGAUUCUGUUCGGAAUCUGCUGUUUAAGACAGACACUGUACAUUCAGAAGCUUCUUGUAUGUCGUAUUUGAUGUUGUAAUGAUGAUGAUGAUGAUGAUUUCUUCACUCGCUGCAAUGGAUUGGAUAUUUGUCUAUUUAUAGAUCUAUUUAUUUAUGUAUUUAUUUACUGAUGAAGAGAGUCGAUGUGUAGGCUUAAAAAAACGCUGAAACUAUCCAGUCAGUUAUCGUUAUGGAGUCUAGGCGGUUGUUGAUAUUAACGGUAUAUGCUGAGGCUAUAUUGGAAAUCUUCUAUUUUUUUUCUCUGCAUAUGAAUUAAAUGGCAGUAAUUAAAUGGCACUGUGAAGGCUUGCUCUAAAUUC
Messenger RNA from Astyanax mexicanus (Mexican tetra), 4431 nucleotides. It is a transcript of the gene oprl1, whose product is annotated as opiate receptor-like 1. The record is from RefSeq and is a predicted model, not a curated record. NCBI's taxonomy places the organism in Eukaryota, Metazoa, Chordata, Actinopteri, Characiformes, Acestrorhamphidae. Gene Ontology annotation, cellular component: neuron projection; membrane. Bases 484 to 1563 code for a protein of 359 amino acids. The transcript is spliced from 4 exons. Gene Ontology annotation, biological process: neuropeptide signaling pathway; sensory perception of pain. Gene Ontology annotation, molecular function: neuropeptide binding; nociceptin receptor activity.